AGUUGCCGGCAUGUUCGUCGAGCAGUAGCCAAAACUAAACAACUGCAAAAUUAAACAAAUUAACGUAAUUUUGAAAAAUCUAAUAAACUGAACACAACUAUAAAAGGCUUCAAGCGUACAAGAGCACAAUGAAGCUCAGCGUUGACGGGCUGCUCGUCUAUUUUCCUUACGAGUAUAUUUAUCCUGAGCAAUAUGCAUACAUGCUGGAGCUUAAGAGAAGUCUGGACGCCAAGGGGCAUUGCCUACUUGAAAUGCCCUCGGGAACCGGAAAAACAGCAACGUUACUCUCACUGGUAGUGGCAUAUAUGAUCGAACAUCCGGAGACAGUGCGCAAGCUGAUUUACUGUUCGCGAACGGUGCCAGAGAUUGAGAAAGUUAUUGCGGAAUUGCAGAACCUAAUGGUCUACUAUGAGCGCAAUGCGCCUGUGCCACCGGGUUUUACCGGUCUGGUGCUCAGCUCACGUAAAAACAUGUGCAUACACCCAGAAGUUAGUAAGGAGCGCGAGGGCAAGGCUGUCGAUGGCAAGUGCUAUGGGCUAACUGCUAGCUACAUACGUGAACGCCAUGAAUUGGAUGCUGAAGUGCCAAUUUGUCAGUAUUUUGAGGGUUUUACAUUGGAAGGCAAGGAAUCGACGUUGCCUGUGGGCGUCUAUAGCAUCGAUGAUCUUAAAGAAUAUGGGCGCUCAAGAAAUUGGUGUCCGUAUUUUGUGGCACGCUACGCUAUUGCACACGCCCACAUUGUUGUCUACAGUUAUCAUUAUCUAUUGGAUCCAAAAAUCGCGCAGGUCGUAUCAAAGGAGAUGACACGCGAGUCUUGUGUGGUUUUCGAUGAGGCUCAUAAUAUAGACAAUGUGUGCAUCGACUCAAUGAGUGUGAAAAUCAAUCGACGAACUGUGGAGCGCAGCACCAACGCCCUGAAUCAGCUCACGAAAUUGGUCCAGGACAUGCGGGAUGAGGAUACAAACCGUUUGAAUGAGGAAUAUCAACGUAUGGUGCAGGGUCUUAAGGAUGCCAGUGUACAGCGCGAUACAGAUAUGAUUCUGGCAAAUCCCGUGCUGCCCAACGAUGUGCUCACUGAGGUCGUCCCUGGCAACAUACGUAAUGCGGAUCACUUUCUUAGUUUUUUGCGACGCUUUAUAGAAUAUAUAAAAACUCGACUGCGGGUACAUCAUGUGGUUCAAGAAUCGCCAGCGGGAUUCCUCAAAGAUGUUUCGUCUAAAAUAUGCAUAGAACGCAAGCCUCUACGCUUCUGUGCGGAGCGUUUAUCCAGCUUGUUGCGUACGCUGGAAAUCAGCGAUAUGACUGAAUUUGGUGCCCUGACGCUGAUAACGCAUUUUGCCACCUUGGUCUCAACGUACACGAAAGGCUUUACCAUCAUUAUAGAGCCUUUUGAUGACAAGACGCCGACUGUUUCGAAUCCUAUAAUGCAUUUCAGUUGUUUGGAUUCAUCCAUUGCCAUGGCGCCAGUUUUUACGCGCUUUCAAACGGUUGUCAUCACCUCGGGCACGCUCUCGCCCAUGGACAUGUAUCCCAAGAUUCUGGACUUUGAUCCAGUAGUUAUGAGCAGUUUUACAAUGACUCUGGCGCGGCCCUGUCUGCUGCCAAUGAUUGUAUCAAAGGGCAAUGAUCAGGUGUCCAUCUCAUCGAAGUUUGAGACACGCGAGGACACUGCUGUCAUAAGGAACUACGGACAGCUACUGGUGGAGGUAGCCAAAACCGUGCCCGAUGGCAUUGUUUGCUUUUUUACAUCAUAUUUGUAUUUGGAAUCGGUUGUGGCCUCAUGGUAUGACCAGGGCAUUGUUGAUACUCUACUUCGUUAUAAGCUGCUCUUCAUCGAGACCCAGGACAAUGCCGAGACAAGCUAUGCGCUCAUGAACUAUGUUAAGGCAUGCGAUUGCGGUCGAGGCGCUGUUCUGUUGGCUGUGGCGCGUGGCAAGGUCUCCGAGGGUGUGGAUUUCGAUCAUCAUUAUGGUCGCGCGGUGCUCAUGUUCGGCAUACCCUACGUUUAUACGCAGUCCCGCAUUCUCAAGGCGCGUCUCGACUAUCUGCGGGAUCAGUUUCAGAUUCGAGAAAAUGAUUUUCUGACCUUUGAUGCUAUGCGACAUGCCGCACAAUGCGUGGGUCGAGCGUUGCGUGGAAAAACGGAUUAUGGUAUCAUGAUAUUUGCAGACAAACGGUUUUCACGUCAGGAUAAGCGGUCACGUCUGCCCAAGUGGAUACAGGAGCAUUUGGUGGACAGUUUUUGCAAUUUGUCCACAGAGGAAGCGGUGCAACUGGCGCGCCGCUGGCUAAGGCGCAUGGCUCAGCCAUUUUCGAGGGAAGAUCAGUUGGGUAUUUCGCUGCUGACGUUGGCACAGCUGGAGACAAUGGAGCAGGAGAAACUGGAACGGCAGGCGCAGGGAAAACAAGGUGUAGGUGGUGAGGUGCAGGAGUUGUAAUUAGAGUGUCGCGUGGCGCUUAAAAAACCGGCUCUCCAGCUGGCGCCGGCUUCCUUCCGCAAUGUAUUUUCUUUACCACUGGCCAUGUUUGUGUCUGAAUGAGAAUAAUUAUAAUAAAAAGUGAAUUUGUUGUCAGCUAAUGGCAUUGAAUGCCAUUAAACGGAGCAGCAAAACACAA
This is a messenger RNA of Drosophila hydei, 2616 nucleotides long. It is a transcript of the gene Xpd, whose product is annotated as general transcription and DNA repair factor IIH helicase subunit XPD. Gene Ontology annotation, biological process: positive regulation of mitotic recombination; nucleotide-excision repair; transcription by RNA polymerase II. Bases 129 to 2438 code for a protein of 769 amino acids. The transcript is spliced from 8 exons. Gene Ontology annotation, molecular function: ATP binding; DNA helicase activity; damaged DNA binding. Gene Ontology annotation, cellular component: nucleus. Lineage: Eukaryota; Metazoa; Arthropoda; Insecta; Diptera; Drosophilidae. The record is from RefSeq and is a predicted model, not a curated record.